This is a messenger RNA of Sebastes umbrosus (honeycomb rockfish), 2263 nucleotides long. It is a transcript of the gene clk2b, whose product is annotated as CDC-like kinase 2b. Lineage: Eukaryota; Metazoa; Chordata; Actinopteri; Perciformes; Sebastidae. Gene Ontology annotation, molecular function: ATP binding; protein tyrosine kinase activity. The coding region runs from base 413 to 1582 and encodes 389 amino acids. The record is from RefSeq and is a predicted model, not a curated record. The transcript is spliced from 11 exons. Gene Ontology annotation, cellular component: nucleus. Gene Ontology annotation, biological process: protein phosphorylation; regulation of RNA splicing.
UGUCUCGGCUCUCUCACCGUCUCUAUCUGUCCUCCUCCUCCUGUCUCUUAGUCUCAUUUCUGUUCGUCGCUUUCUGUUUUUGUCUUGUACUUCAGCUUUCUUGUUCACUUGUGUUUGAUUUUCUUUAUUCCUCUCAAGCUAUUUUUUCUUUUGUCGGUUUUUGCGUCUCACCUUUGCAUCUGGUUUUCCCUGACGAGCUAUAUUUUACUUUGUCACAACUCUUAUUUCCUGCAGUUUCUUUGUGCCGUUGCUUUAAUAUUGUAUCGUCCCGUCCUUUGUGCUUUUUCUCUCCACAACUCCUUAGUCGUCUAGUUUUUCUGCUUUUGCUUCUCCUGCCUCUCUCCUACAACACUCCUCCAUCCUCUUCUGUUACCCUCAAGCUCAUCUCCGAGUAUCUCUGCACUUCUGCAUAAUGGGAAAGACAGAACUGUGCUCUCUCUAUAAGGGUUUUCUGGACUGUAUUUGCCUCUGCCUCUCUCGAAGCAGCGGUGAAGCAGCAGUCGACAAUGAGAGGGACACUGAGAACGGCCACCUGAUCUACAAAAGUGGGGAUGUUCUCGAGGACAGAUAUGAGAUAGUGGACACUUUAGGCGAGGGAACUUUUGGGAAGGUGGUGCAAUGUUCGGACCACAGAAGAGGAGGAAGUCGAAUCGCUCUGAAGAUCAUUAAGAACUUGGACAAAUACAGAGAAGCAGCCAAACUGGAAAUCAACGUUCUGGAGAAGAUCAGCGAGAGCGAUCCUGACAACAGACAUCACUGUGUGCAGAUGCUGGACUGGUUCAACUACUACGGCCAUGUGUGCAUCUCCUUUGAGCUGCUCUCUCUCAGCACCUUUGACUUCUUGAAAGCAAACAACUUCCUGCCUUAUCCCAUUAACCAGAUCCGACACAUGGCCCACCAGAUCUGCCACGCUGUCAGCUUUCUCCAUGACAACAAGCUGACUCACACCGACCUGAAGCCUGAGAACAUCCUCUUUGUCAACUCAGACUACUCCCUCAUAUACAACGCUGAGAAGAAGUGCAAUGAGCGGAGGAUAAAUGACACCACAGUGCGGCUCGUUGACUUUGGCAGCGCCACCUUUGACCACGAACACCACUCCGCCGUCAUCUCUACGCGUCACUACCGAGCUCCAGAGGUCAUACUGGAGUUGGGUUGGAGUCACCCAUGUGACGUGUGGAGCAUCGGCUGCAUCCUGUUUGAAUACUACGAAGGCUUCACACUGUAUCAGACUCAUGAUAAUAAGGAGCAUCUCGCUAUGAUGGAGAGCAUUCAGGGGCCGGUUCCUCAGAGAAUGAUCCAAAGGAGCAGAAAGCAGAAGUAUUUCCACCGUGGGCGUCUCGACUGGAAUGAGUGCUCCAAGGCCGGACGCUACGUGAAAGCCAAGUGCAAACCAUUAAGGAAGUACUUGUUAUCACACGGAACACAACACCACCAGUUAUUUUACCUCUUGGAGACGAUGCUGGACUACGAGCCCUCAACACGCAUCCCUCUUUCCUCCGCCCUGUGUCACCCCUUCUUCCUGCCUCUUCAUCACCCAGGAAGGAGUCAAGUCUGGAGGAACAGCUGUGACAUGAGCAGAUGACCCUGAGUAGGCUCUAUGAGGACCAUACCAGUGCUUUUGCAAGUAUUAGUUUCUCAAUACAAAUCAUGUAUACUUUAUAUUACAUUUCAAUCAGGAGAGACCGAUUGAAUCAAGGGCUUAAAAAGUUACACAUUUAUUUACUUGAUAUAGUGUGCACUAUAGGAAAGGUUACUGUAUGUGAGGAGUCUUUGGCAGAGUAGAUUGGUUUUAUGGGAGUAAUCAUGCCGUAAAUCUUGUAGGAUUAUUCCCCCGAUGGAGUCGGGUGAUGGUGAAAGAGUGGAGAACAAUAGGUGGAGAUUUGGAUGGAUGUGAUUCCUCAUGCGCUCAGUGGAAGGACCCGUUGGACAUGUGGUCCUGAUGAAACUGGAGGUGAAUGGGGUUGAGGUGGGGCAUGUCUAUAACAGCAUGAAAUAAUAUAAGUAUGUAUGUGUACCGUAUAUGAAUUAACAGCUGACAGCAGCAGAGAAGGGAAGAAUUGUUUGACACCAACAAAAUGAUGAAGUCAGCUGACUGAGUUAUAAGUGGGAAAGAAAACAAUCUAGAUAAUUAGAGACUGUUAUUAGGCCGUUAUAUAGGCAUUAUCGGUGUACUGUAUAUAAGCCUAGUAGUUAUUUUAAGCCAAAACACAAUGUUUUUCCCUAAACAAGUUGUUUUGUUUGUUAAAAACAUAAUGUUUCAUUC